Stegastes partitus (bicolor damselfish) is the source of this 1991-nucleotide messenger RNA. It is a transcript of the gene cep57, whose product is annotated as centrosomal protein 57. Gene Ontology annotation, cellular component: centrosome. The transcript has 11 exons. Lineage: Eukaryota; Metazoa; Chordata; Actinopteri; Pomacentridae. Bases 174 to 1652 code for a protein of 492 amino acids. The record is from RefSeq and is a predicted model, not a curated record. Gene Ontology annotation, molecular function: microtubule binding; gamma-tubulin binding; identical protein binding.
CACAACCCGUGUUAGCACAGGCAGCUUAAGAAACUGGCGGCUAGCAAACUGCUAGUUGUUAGUAAAAGGAGCUUUGCCGUAGUUUUUUUUUUUUUAAACUAGCAUCAGCUUCAUUUGCAUAUUUGACUGGUUCAGCACAAACGAGGCAGACUCACUGGAGUAGCUGCAGUUCAAUGGAGACGCUGUCAAAAACAGCCGCAGUUGAUGCUACACCGGAGAAGGAACCCUGUCCACCACCAAAAGCCAACGGAGUCGUGUCUGAGAGCCUGUCCCUGGCAUCUUACAAAGACUACCCUGCUCACCGGCCCUUCAUCAACACACUUGUGCAUCACACACCCCAAACACGCACACACCACUCCUGUCGUCCACCAUCACCCAGCAAAGCCUUCCCAGAGACCAGCAGUGCAGCAAUCUUAUCUGCCCUGAGGAAUCUCCAGGAGAAGAUCAGGAGGUUGGAGUUGGAGAAAGGCCAUGCAGAGCUCGGUCUGCGUUCUGUGGGAAAAGAAGCAUCACACUCUUUUCUGCAGAAUGAGAAAGUUACCCAGAGACUCAUAAAUAGUCCAACAGACACAGAAAGAGAGAUGAGUAGCCGAUCCAACUGCAACCAAGUGUUGAUCACCCACCUUGCUGCUGCAGAGUCUCGCUGUGUAAAGCUGGAGCGACAGCUGGAUCACAUGAGGAGGAUGUUACGCAAUGCCAGGACAGAGAGGUCCAGCCUGCUCAAACAGCAGGCCUCCGUGGAGAAAUCAGCCGAUCCCCACGCUGACACAGUGUCUGAGCAUGCUCAGUUAGAGAAACUGGAGCGACUUGAACAGGAGUACCUCAGGCUGACACGCACACAGAACAGUGCUGAGAUGAAGAUUCAUGAGCUGGAGAUGAAACUACAAGAGGAGGAGCACCAGAGAAAGCUGGUCCAGGAUAAGGCCAACCAGCUACAGACAGGUUUGGAGGCCAACAGGAUUUUGCUCAAGUCUGUGUCACCUUGCCUGUCCAACAGACAAUCCAAAGAGAAGAAGUCCAGUUCAAAAAAAUCCUCACCACAGCCACCAUCCUACACACAGCCACACUACAGACUGAGCCUCAGAGAUGUGCCUUUUGUUGCUGGAACGUCGGUAGGCUGCAGCCACUCAGUCAGAGCCAACGUCCAGUCAGUUUUGUCUCUCCUGAAGCAACACCAGCCGCACCUCUGCAACAGCCGUGUCCUCUCUCACAACACAGACAGCUCUCAGUCAGACAGUUCCUCUUCUUCCUCCUCGACUGGUGGCGAUGAACUGUCAGAGCUGCUACAAGCCCUGCAGGACGAGCUGCGACUCAUGAGCUUGGAGCAGGAUGUGUUGAUGAGGCAGCUGGAGGACAGCGUGUUUGAGCAGGAAAGAAAAGAACUUCGGAGGGAGCAGGAGAGGCUGUUGAUGAAAAUGGAGAGGAAAGGAGAGCAGAUCAGUAAGCUCUACAAACACAAAUCCCAGAUAAAAAAGUUAAGAAAGGACGUGAAUUCCAGGCAGAACAGUAGAAAUGAGGUGAGAGUUUGUACCACAGUGUCCACUAGAGGUCGCUCUGCGGGAGCAGUUAAAGUUAGACCAGGAGAGAGAAGCAAGAGGAAUCUGAGGCUGCUGAGGGACAUGAAGGCUCUGCAAACUUCAUUACGGACCUGAAACUCACCGGGACAGUAGAUUCCUCCUGUUGGUGCUACGUACCUCUGGCCAUUUACACUAAAACAGCCACUGAUUGGGAAGAAAAAACUGUGAUACUCAAGCAUCUUCUUCAUCACAUUUGUGACCAUAUGACCUAUGACCCCAUGAGGGGUUUUUUUGGUUUUUGUUAUUUUUAAAAAAAUAUUAUUGGAACAUCUAAAAAGACUGUGUGUUUCGUGUCAGACCUAAGUUUUCUCUACUGAUCAACCCAAAGUAAAUUUUAUCAAAGUUAUGUGCUUUUUUUUUCUAUUAGUCAUCUCAGUGUCUAAUGAGAAUAAAUCCAAAUAUUUUACAGACAAA